Manduca sexta (tobacco hornworm) is the source of this 651-nucleotide messenger RNA. Its product is annotated as growth factor receptor-bound protein 2-like. The record is from RefSeq and is a predicted model, not a curated record. Gene Ontology annotation, molecular function: protein binding. The coding region runs from base 233 to 532 and encodes 99 amino acids. The transcript is spliced from 3 exons. Lineage: Eukaryota; Metazoa; Arthropoda; Insecta; Lepidoptera; Sphingidae.
GGCAACAACUCCCAUACUUUUUGUGACUGGUGAAGUGAGUGAUGUGUAGUUCGAGAGGAAAAAAUUUUUUGGUGCAUUUUGACUAAAACGCAUUAAUUGUAGUUAAUUCUGUACGACAAUACAUGCAUUAUGAUUACUUUAGUACCUUGACUUGUAACUGUGUUUAUAAUUUAUCUACUUCGUGAGUUAUUUUGGUAUUCGGUGACAUUUUAGUGAAGUGCCUAAUUUGAUCAUGGAGGCUAUAGCAAAACACGAUUUUACUGCGACUGCAGAUGAUGAGCUCAGUUUUAGGAAGAAUCAAGUUCUGAAGAUACUUAAUAUGGAGGACGAUAUGAACUGGUAUAGAGCAGAGUUAGAUGGAAAAGAAGGGCUCAUCCCUAGCAACUAUAUUCAAAUGAAGAGUCAUAGUUGGUAUUAUGGAAGAAUCACCAGGGCAGAUGCAGAGAAGCUGUUAGGAAACAAACCUGAAGGCGGUUUCUUGAUUAGAAUCAGCGAAUCCAGCCCCGGUGACUUCUCUCUAUCUGUCAAGUAAGUGACAGGGCCUGUAGCAAAAUUUCAUUUGAUACUUGUAUCUUUUUGGUUACUCCAUUGACUGUUUUAUGUCCAAAAGUGACUAUUACCAUUAACAUGCUUAAUUUUGAGUGGUUCAGG